AUGUUCGAUUCUACAUCACCAUGCGUUUAUGUUAAUGGUGUAAGGCUUCCUUUAAUGGAGGAUUACCGCUUUCCAUUGUAUCAUUAUUUCCCCGAAGGGACGGCCUUGUUCGAUCCAAGCUACAUCCCACCCAUGCGUGUACCCUUGGGCACUGCCCCUGAGCACUUCGGCGUCACGCUGCGCAAGCUGCUUCCCUUCGGUUCCUAUGAGGCAUACCAGGAGGACCCGACCACGGGCGCCCUCCACCCGAGGUCGAUGAAACCCGUCUGCUUGUAUGUCAGCAAUUUGCCCUCUAAUGCGACGCCCGAGAUGCUGUGCAGUUUCUUUGAGAACUUCGACCAGGUCGAAGAGGCGGAUGUGUUGCGCGGUCGCGAUGGCCGUUGCGACGGCCGUGGCUGGGUGGUCUUCAAAGACCCCGCCGCCUCUCUCCGGGUGCCCCGCACCCUCGAGUUCUUCACGGGCCGAGUCAUUUAUGCCGAGCCUGGGGACCGGGACCCGGCCCCACCACAUCGCUACCCGCCGGUGGCGCUGGGCGAUCCUCACAGGGCGAAUGGGGCCUCCGAGCGGCCCGCCGCCGCGCCGGAGGCGGCAAAGCCCCCUAUCAGCCCCAGCGUGCCCCUUCCGCGCAGCCGGAAGCUCACGGGGACGCCUUCCCCCCCCCCGCUCCCCCUGGGCAAGGGCGUUGGGGUGGUCCCGGUUGGGAUGGGAACGCCGGAGGGGACCCGGGCCUCCUCGCCCAGUUCCCUGGCAACCGCGGAUACCGCCUACGUGACCCUCCACCUUUCCGAGGCCGAGGCCGAGGUUGCCGUGCGGGAGAACCAACUUUGGCUCUUCCCCGAGGUCUUCCAGGCGAUCCAUGGCCUGGCCCAGUCCGUGGUGGUCCUCGUGCUCCUUCACAGCGACGUCUUCUUCGGCUGCGCACAUCUCCUCCCCUCCCCCCCUUCCCCUGUCGGCGGGCUGAGGGCGUGCCCCGUCAGAUGGAUCCAAAAGUGCCUGUCACUGCGGGAGGGCGUCCUGCGGAAGGUAGGCGGGCACGGCAUCCUGAACCUUACCGACGGCUCAUUGGUGAAGCCGGAGCUCGCCAUGGCGAUUUGCAAGCUGACGAACGCGCAGCCGGUGGACAGGGGAAGCGGCGGUCAGCCAAGCCCGCCGUAUUCCCCCAACAGCCACGGCGGUUGGUCCGAGGCGUCGGGCAGGGGCCGAAGGAGCGAGGUCUUUCCGGUUAGCCCACAGGGGCGCGGCGUCGGGAGGGCAGGCGGCUUUUUUCGUGAGAACGCCUCCAGCAGAGCGGUACCGGAGCCGCGCAGUAGCCGGCGUGGGCCAUAUCCGCUCCCUAUCCACGCCAACGUCGUGACCGCGCUGUCCACGCACAGGGGAAGACUAAGCAUUCCGACCCCAGCCAGUCGACGCGCGCAAGUGGUGACUAUGCCGCAGAAUACCGAGACCACGGUGGAUUUUCUCAGCAAGUUAUCCGGAGAGGAGCCCGGUGCGGCUUUAUCGGAGCAACACAGCAGUUUUGAUAAGGAAUCCAAGUUCAACAAACCAAAGAAGGAAGCACACACAAGUUAA
This is a messenger RNA of Phytomonas sp. Hart1, 1569 nucleotides long. Lineage: Eukaryota; Euglenozoa; Kinetoplastea; Trypanosomatida; Trypanosomatidae. The record is from the annotation of a GenBank genome assembly.